AUACCCUGGAAGGACUAAGUUGGUCCGUAUUCGGGAUCUCGUGGUUCCAAAUCACAGUUUUGAGUAGGGGGCUCGGAGAUGGAGCCGUGGUCCUCUAGGUGGAAGACGAAGCGGUGGCUCUGGGAUUUCACCGUGACCACCCUGGCGCUGACUUUUCUCUUCCAAGCCAGAGGGAUCAGAGCAGGUGCUCCAGUUGAUGUACUAAAAGCAUUAGAUUUUCAUAAUUCUCCAGAAGGAAUAUCAAAAACAACAGGAUUAUGCACAAACAGAAAAGAUUCUAGAGGAUCAGAUGCUGCUUAUAGAGUUUCGAAACAAGCACAACUCAGUGCCCCAACAAAGCAGUUAUUUCCAGGUGGAAGUUUUCCUGAAGACUUUUCAAUAUUGUUUACAGUAAAACCUAAGAAAGGAAUUCAGUCUUUCCUUUUAUCUAUAUAUAAUGAACAUGGCAUUCAACAAAUUGGCGUUGAGGUUGGGAGAUCACCUGUGUUUUUGUAUGAAGACCACACUGGAAAACCUGCCCCCGAAGACUAUCCUCUCUUCAGAACUGUUAACAUUGCUGAUGGGAAGUGGCAUCGGGUAGCAAUCAGUGUGGAGAAGAAAACUGUGACAAUGAUAGUUGAUUGUAAGAAGAAAACUACAAAACCACUUGAUAGAAGUGAAAGGGCAAUUGUUGAUACCAAUGGAAUCACCGUUUUUGGAACAAGGAUUUUGGAUGAAGAAGUUUUUGAGGGCGACAUCCAACAGUUGUUGAUCACCGGGGAUCCCAAAGCAGCAUACGACUACUGUGAGCAUUACAGCCCGGACUGUGACUCUUCAGCACCUAAUGCUGCCCAGGCUCAGGAACCUCAGAUAGAUGAGAAAAAGAAAUCCAAUUUCAAAAAGAAGAUGAGGACAGUGGCCACUAGAUCAAAGGAAAAGCCCAAAAAGUUUACACCCCCCAAAUCUGAAAAAUUUGCAUCAAAGAAGAAGAAAACUUACCGAGCUGCAAAAGCCAAACUAGGGGUAAAGGCAAAUACUGUUGACUUCCAAGAAUACAACUACGGAACAAUGGAAAGUUAUCAGACAGAAGCUCCUAGGCGUGUAUCUGGAUCCAAUGAGCCAAAUCCAGUUGAAGAAGUAUUUACUGAAGAAUAUCUAACUGGAGAGGAUUAUGAUUCCCAGAGGAAAAAAUUUGAGGAUACAUUAUAUGAAAACAAAGAAAUAGACGACAGGGACUCUGAUCUUCUAGUAGAUGGCGAUUUAGGUGAAUAUGGUUAUGAGUAUAAAGAAUAUGAAGAUAAAGCAACACCCUCCCCUAAUGAAGAGUUUGGUCCAGGUGUACCAGCAGAAACUGAUUUCACCGAGACAAGUAUAAACGGCCAUGGUGCCUAUGGAGAAAAGGGACAGAAAGGGGAACCAGCAGUGGUUGAACCAGGUAUGCUUGUUGAAGGACCACCAGGGCCAGCAGGACCUGCGGGUCUGAUGGGUCCUCCAGGUCUCCAAGGCCCCAGUGGACCUCCUGGCGACCCUGGUGACAGGGGCCCUCCAGGACGUCCCGGUUUACCAGGAGCUGAUGGUCUACCUGGUCCUCCUGGCACUAUGCUAAUGUUACCGUUUCGUUAUGGUGGCGAUGGCUCCAAAGGACCAACGAUCUCUGCACAGGAGGCCCAGGCUCAGGCUAUCCUUCAGCAGGCUCGGAUUGCUCUGAGAGGUCCGCCUGGUCCAAUGGGUCUAACUGGAAGACCAGGUCCUGUGGGUGGACCUGGCUCAGCUGGGGCCAAAGGUGAAAGUGGUGAUCCUGGACCUCAGGGUCCUCGUGGUGUCCAGGGUCCUCCUGGUCCAACUGGGAAACCUGGAAAAAGGGGCCGUCCAGGAGCGGAUGGAGGAAGAGGAAUGCCAGGGGAACCCGGGGCAAAGGGCGAUCGUGGCUUCGAUGGCCUUCCAGGACUUCCAGGUGAUAAAGGUCAUAGGGGUGAAAGAGGUCCGCAGGGCCCACCCGGGCCUCCUGGUGAUGACGGAAGGAGAGGGGAAGAUGGAGAAAUAGGGCCAAGGGGCCUUCCAGGUGAAGCUGGUCCAAGAGGUUUACUGGGACCCAGAGGAACUCCAGGACCUCCGGGGCAGCCUGGUAUGGCAGGUGUAGAUGGCCCCCCAGGACCAAAAGGAAACAUGGGUCCCCAGGGGGAGCCUGGGCCUCCAGGUCAACAAGGAAAUCCAGGUCCUGAAGGUCUUCCUGGUCCACAAGGUCCAAUUGGUCCACCAGGUGAAAAAGGACCCCAAGGAAAGCCAGGACUUGCAGGACUUCCUGGGGCUGAUGGGCCUCCUGGUCAUCCUGGAAAAGAAGGCCCGUCUGGAGAAAAGGGAGCCCUGGGUCCUCCUGGUCCACAAGGCCCUAUUGGCUAUCCUGGUCCCCGAGGUGUAAAGGGUGCAGAUGGUGUCAGAGGUCUGAAGGGAUCUAAAGGUGAAAAGGGAGAAGAUGGUUUUCCAGGAUUCAAAGGUGAUAUGGGUCUAAAGGGUGAUAGAGGAGAAGUAGGUCAAAUAGGCCCAAGAGGAGAAGAUGGCCCGGAAGGGCCCAAGGGUCGAGCAGGUCCAACUGGUGACCCUGGUCCUGCUGGUCAAGCAGGAGAGAAGGGGAAACUUGGAGUUCCAGGAUUACCAGGAUAUCCAGGAAGACAAGGUCCAAAGGGUUCAACUGGAUUUCCUGGGUUCCCAGGUGCCAAUGGAGAGAAAGGUGCACGGGGAAUAGCUGGAAAACCAGGUCCUCGGGGUCAACGUGGUCCAACGGGUCCUCGAGGCUCAAGAGGUGCAAGAGGUCCCACCGGGAAACCAGGACCAAAGGGCACUUCUGGUGGUGAUGGUCCUCCUGGCCCUCCGGGUGAAAGAGGCCCUCAAGGACCUCAGGGUCCAGUUGGCUUUCCUGGACCAAAAGGCCCUCCUGGACCACCUGGGAAAGAUGGCCUGCCAGGACAUCCUGGGCAGCGAGGAGAAACAGGAUUUCAAGGCAAGACCGGACCUCCUGGACCAGGAGGGGUUGUUGGGCCACAGGGACCAACUGGAGAGACUGGUCCAAUAGGUGAACGAGGGCAUCCUGGUCCCCCAGGGCCUCCUGGUGAACAAGGUCUUCCUGGUGCUGCUGGAAAAGAAGGUGCAAAGGGUGACCCAGGGCCUCAAGGUGUAUCAGGGAAAGAUGGGCCAGCAGGACUACGUGGUUUCCCAGGUGAAAGAGGUCUUCCAGGAGCUCAGGGGGCACCUGGACUGAAAGGUGGAGAAGGUCCCCAGGGCCCGCCAGGUCCAGUUGGCUCACCAGGAGAACGAGGGUCAGCAGGUACAGCGGGCCCAAUUGGCUUGCCAGGGCGUCCAGGACCCCAGGGCCCUCCAGGUCCAGCUGGAGAGAAAGGUGCUCCUGGGGAGAAAGGUCCCCAAGGCCCUGCAGGAAGAGAUGGAGUACAAGGUCCAGUGGGUCUCCCAGGGCCAGCUGGUCCUGCUGGCUCGCCUGGAGAAGAUGGAGACAAGGGUGAAAUUGGAGAACCAGGACAAAAGGGCAGCAAAGGUGACAAAGGGGAAAAUGGUCCUCCUGGUCCCCCAGGCCUUCAAGGACCAGUAGGUGCCCCUGGAAUUGCUGGAGGUGAUGGUGAACCAGGUCCUAGAGGACAGCAGGGGAUGUUUGGGCAAAAAGGUGAUGAAGGUGCAAGAGGUUUCCCUGGACCUCCUGGUCCUGUAGGUCUUCAGGGUCUGCCAGGGCCUCCUGGUGAAAAAGGUGAAAACGGAGAUGUGGGUCCCAUGGGUCCACCUGGCCCUCCAGGCCCAAGAGGACCUCAAGGCCCCAGUGGAGCAGAUGGCCCACAAGGACCACCAGGAUCUGUUGGUUCAGUUGGUGGUGUGGGAGAAAAGGGUGAGCCUGGAGAAGCAGGAAACCCAGGGCCUCCUGGGGAAGCAGGCCCAGGCGGGCCCAAAGGAGAAAGAGGAGAGAAAGGAGAAGCUGGUCCCCCUGGUGCUGCUGGACCUCCUGGUGCUAAGGGGCCGCCAGGUGAUGAUGGCCCCAAGGGUAAUCCGGGUCCUGUUGGUUUUCCUGGAGAUCCUGGUCCUCCUGGCGAGCCUGGACCUGCAGGUCAGGAUGGUGUUGGCGGUGACAAGGGUGAAGACGGAGAUCCUGGGCAACCAGGUCCUCCUGGUCCAUCUGGUGAGGCUGGUCCACCAGGACCUCCUGGAAAAAGAGGUCCUCCUGGAGCUGCUGGGGCAGAAGGAAGACAAGGUGAAAAAGGUGCUAAGGGAGAAGCGGGUGCUGAAGGUCCUCCUGGGAAAACUGGUCCAGUUGGACCUCAGGGUCCUGCUGGAAAGCCGGGUCCAGAAGGUCUUCGAGGUAUCCCUGGCCCAGUGGGCGAGCAAGGCCUCCCAGGAGCUGCAGGUCAAGAUGGGCCUCCAGGACCUGUGGGACCUCCUGGCUUACCAGGUCUCAAAGGUGAUCCCGGCUCCAAGGGUGAGAAGGGUCAUCCUGGUUUGAUUGGCUUGAUUGGUCCUCCAGGGGAGCAAGGAGAAAAGGGUGACCGAGGACUCCCUGGAACUCAAGGGUCUCCAGGAGCGAAGGGUGAUGGGGGGAUUCCAGGUCCUGCUGGUCCCAUUGGUCCACCUGGUCCUCCUGGCCUACCAGGUCCCCAAGGACCAAAGGGUAAUAAAGGCUCCACUGGACCUGCUGGCCAGAAGGGUGAUAGUGGUCUUCCAGGACCUCCUGGGCCUCCGGGUCCACCUGGUGAAGUCAUUCAGCCUUUACCAAUCUUGUCACCUAAGAAAACAAGAAGACACACUGAAGGCAUGCAAGCAGAUGCACAUGAUAAUAUUCUUGAUUACUCAGAUGGGAUGGAGGAAAUAUUUGGUUCUCUUAAUUCUUUAAAACAAGACAUUGAACAUAUGAAGUUUCCAAUGGGUACCCAGACCAAUCCAGCUCGAACUUGCAAAGACUUGCAGCUCAGCCAUCCUGACUUCCCAGAUGGUGAAUACUGGAUUGAUCCUAACCAAGGUUGUUCAGGAGAUUCCUUCAAAGUUUACUGUAAUUUCACAUCUGGUGGUGAGACUUGCAUUUAUCCUGACAAAAAAUCUGAAGGAGUAAGAAUUUCAUCAUGGCCAAAGGAAACACCAGGAAGUUGGUUUAGUGAAUUUAAGAGAGGAAAAUUGCUUUCAUAUGUGGAUGUUGAAGGCAAUUCCAUUAACAUGGUACAAAUGACAUUCCUGAAGCUGCUGACUGCCUCUGCCCGGCAGAAUUUCACCUACCACUGUCAUCAGUCGGCAGCCUGGCAUGAUGCAACAUCAGGAAGUUACGACAAAGCACUUCGGUUCCUGGGAUCAAAUGAUGAGGAGAUGUCCUAUGACAACAACCCUUACAUCAAAGCGUUGUCUGAUGGCUGUGCCUCCAAGAAAGGAUAUGGGAAGACUGUGAUUGAAAUCAACACACCGAAAAUUGACCAAGUACCUAUUAUUGAUGUAAUGAUCAAUGACUUUGGUGAUCAGAAUCAGAAGUUUGGAUUUGAAGUUAGUGCUGUUUGUUUCCUUGGCUAAGAUUAGAACCAAGAAUAUGUGAAAUCACCAGAAAAUAUGCCUUGGUGCUGCCAACCGUUUUUACACCACAUGCAAGUUUUGAAUAAAGAUGGUAUGAAAACACCAUGCUACAUAAGCAUGUACCAGUUAGGAAAUACUGAUGCCCAUGAGGGGGCAGAAUCACGUGACGAAAGUGUUGAAUAUCAGAAAGGUAUUUGAUAUAGUGUGGCUGAGGUGGAAAGAGCUGAUUCUUGAUGCCCAGUUCUCAUCUACUUUUCCUAUUUGGAUUUCUUUGGUGCUGUAGAAGAAAAAAAGAGAAAAAUAUAUAUUCAUAAAAAAUAUGGUGCUCAUUCCCGUUCAUCCAGGAUGCGCUAACAUAGUGUGUUUCAUAAAUUGUAAUUAUUGUAUGUACAGUUCUAUACUGUUCCCCAUGUGUCCACUUGCAAAACUUGCACGUGUCUAUGAAUUCCAUCUGACUUUAAUUUUAUGACAGUUGCAGAAUUAUGAUGGCAAUAAAUAUAUUUCCUACGAAAAAUAAAAUUGUAAUUUCUGAUGGCUCUAAUUCUCUUUCUUUGAUUAAUAAUAAAAUGCCUUUGUAUGUGUUGAUCUUGAAGAGUUCAAUUCUUUGAUGUCGUCAACAAAUUUAUCAGAGGGCAAAAACUGGAAGACGUCAGAAGCACACUUUGAUCAACUCUCGUCUGCUGACAGUAACUUUGGUGAAAUUCAGCCAAAAAUAUCAGGCAUUUUUGAUGCUUUAUUCAAUGCCAUACCUCAAAGUUUUCUUCUCAGAAUUCAGGAUUUCACAGCAUACUUGUAUAUAUGGAAGACAAGCAAGUCUAUAUUUUUUGAACAGGAAAAUAUAUGUGAGAAACUAUUGUAGCACAUCAAUGCCUCAAUCAAGCAAACAAUCAUUUGCAUAUUUUUUCUACCUUAUAGCAUUGUUUUCAGUGUGCUUCAUCAUUACAGGUUAAUAUUAAAGAUGAAAACUAAUCAAUUAUUUAUGGCUUUGUGCAAUGUUAGAAUUUUAAUCAAUCACUUGAAUUUUAUCCUAAGUUGCAUUUUAUGUUAGUCCUAUAUUACUUUUUUGCCCAACAACUACUUUUUUUUUAUUUCUAGAUAACCACAUCCAUCAUUUGACCAACAUAAUUGACAAAUAGCAUAAGGUGGACUGCUCAUUUAACUGUACUUAUUUUUAAAAUCAUACUUAUUCAAAGCAAUCAAAACCUUUUUUCCCACUGAGGUAUUUUCUAUCUAUAGUUUGAAAUAGUAGCAAAAUUUUAAAAUUAUGAACUGAACUUUGUAUCUAUUUUAAGUAAUAUAUGUAAGACUUGAAAAUAAAUGUUUUAUUAUUUCUUAUUUGAAGUGUUAAAUUGAUACCAGAUUCUACUGGAACAUUUUCAACUGAUAAUUUAUCACAAAAGAA
Ochotona princeps (American pika) is the source of this 6928-nucleotide messenger RNA. RefSeq names its product collagen type XI alpha 1 chain (gene COL11A1). Lineage: Eukaryota; Metazoa; Chordata; Mammalia; Lagomorpha; Ochotonidae. The transcript has 67 exons. Gene Ontology annotation, molecular function: extracellular matrix structural constituent. The record is from RefSeq and is a predicted model, not a curated record. The coding region runs from base 79 to 5526 and encodes 1815 amino acids.